Messenger RNA from Telopea speciosissima, 1296 nucleotides. RefSeq names its product probable WRKY transcription factor 49. Gene Ontology annotation, molecular function: DNA-binding transcription factor activity; sequence-specific DNA binding. The record is from RefSeq and is a predicted model, not a curated record. The transcript is spliced from 3 exons. Gene Ontology annotation, biological process: regulation of DNA-templated transcription. Lineage: Eukaryota; Viridiplantae; Streptophyta; Magnoliopsida; Proteales; Proteaceae. The coding region runs from base 157 to 1158 and encodes 333 amino acids.
UCAUCUCUCCCUCUUCCAAUGUCAUAACUUUCCAACUCUUUCUUUCUUUUUAGUUUAGAGUGAACCCGUAAACAUCCCUAUUUAGUACUAGCUCCUCUUUAUCUGCUCCACUCUCCCCUCCUCUGCUCUUUCAUAAGCAUAUCUCUCAUACACAGUAUGGUCAUCAAUUCUUCUCCUGCUUCUUCCCCUUUUUCAUUCUCUGUUUCUUCUAAUGCACUAUUAAAUUGUGAUCCGAUGACAGCAGAAAUGGAGGAAUUAAGUGGUAAUGGAUCAUCUGGGUUUGGUGAUGAGCUCUUAAGAUCGCUUCUUGAUGAUGAAUUCCCUUUCUUUGUAUUGCCCCAAGUCAUUGAACCAGAACCUGCUUCCUCACCAGAGCCAAUGAUCAACAACCUGGUCUCAACAAUCUAUUCCAGAGACAGACCCACAACCAUUGAAGCUACUGUGGAUGCAUUAUCUUUCACAAACGCAGUUCAUGAAUCCAACAGCAGCAACAACCAUUCCAUCUCACAAGCCAGAAGUUCGAUGUUAGAUAAGGAGUUGAAUAAGAUUGAUAAUAAGUAUACUCUGAAAAUUAAGGGAAGUGGGAAUGGAAUGACAGACGAUGGUUAUAAAUGGAGGAAAUACGGGCAGAAAUCCAUCAAGAACAACCCGUUUCCCAGGAGUUAUUACAGGUGCACGAACCCAAGGUGCAGCGCAAAGAAGCAUGUGGAGAAGUCAAGUGAUGAACCCGACACGUUCCUUGUCACCUACGAAGGCCUCCACCUCCACUUUGCCUUCUCACACAUAUUCCCAUCUCAACAACCUAACAAUGCUUCUUACCCACCUGUCAAGAAGCCCAAAAGGCCCAUUCUAGAAGCCCAACAUCCUUUUACCCAAGUAGUCCAAGAAACACAAGCCCAGGAAGAAGGGCCCAUUCCAUCAAGCCCUCUCACGAGUGGAACUGAGCACAUGUUUGUUGGUGCAGAAGUGAGCCCACAAGGAUUGCUAGAGGAUAUUGUGCCGUUUCUGAUUCGAAGGCCACCAAAUAAUCUCCCUUCUUCAACUUCCUCUUCUUCAUCUUCAUAUCCAUCGUCCCCUCUUUCGUCUUCAUCCACUUCUUCUUCUUCCUUUUCGUGGUCCCCUACUUAUUCUUCUUUUAUUGAUGUCGGUAUGAGGUGAUAUAUUAUAGGACUUCAAGUUUUGGCCGCCACUGAAUAAGUCCAAAUGGUGGUGUCUAGGUGACUUAAUAUGAAGCAAUGAUAAAUAUUGCAAUGUAUCCUGUAAAUUGAGAGUAAAUAAAUAUGUUAAUUCUAGUUU